GUGAUGUCGCAUGUGGACGCGCGAAUAUUCCGUUUGUAAGAUGGCGGUGUGAGCGCACGGCCUGCUGCUGCUGUUCCUGUAUGCGCGAGGUUCCCGCGAACAUCACUCAAACACUCGACACUUUCGGUUUGACGCGAACGGCCGGCGGGAAACGAUUUAAGUUAAGUUGUGAUGGCUAAGCGGAUUGCUGAUAAGGAGUUGACGGACAGAAACUGGGAUCAGGAAGAUGAAGGAGAGGAGGCAGGAAUGUUUUCUCUCGCGAGUCAAGAUGUGAUGAAGAACCGUGCCAUCAAGAAAGCCAAGCGUCGUACAGCAGGCGCAGAGGGAGAGAGCGGAGGAGCUUUUAAAACCUUCAAGGGUUUCGCGCUCAGCACUUCAAGCGGGACGGCAUCAUUCCCGAGCUUUGGUAACGGCGCUGGCUUUAAGUCUUUGUCCGGCCUGACCAAUGGCAGUGUGGCACCGGUCGCGCCAUCUUUCACAGGCUUCAACUCAUCCAUGCCGGCUAACACCAACAGCGGUCUCUUAACGUUCAAAAGCUCCGUCCCGUCCAAACCCACAGACAGCGAUGUCACCUCCAACGGCUCCACCUCCGACAGCAGCAGGAGUAAAGAGUACAAUCGGCAGCUCACAGCGCUCAACUGCUCCGUGCGCGACUGGAUCACCAAACACGUCAACGACAACCCCCUGUGUGACCUCAACCCUAUCUUCCGCGACUACGAGCGGCACCUGGCAAGCAUUGAGAAGAAAUACGGCAGCGGGGCGUCAGACGUCACUGGAGAACAGAAGAGCGGUGCGGCACCGUCCGUCUCGGUCACAGGCGUGGGGGCAUCCGGCAGCGGCGCGGCACCCUCACUCUUCUCGUUUCAAGGGAAAGACACGGCAGCCGCAGAAAAACCAGCAGCUCCCGUCAACAUCUCCUUUAACUUCGGCAAGAAGGUGGACAGCUCUGUUCUCAGCACGCUCGGCUCCGGCGGAGCUCCGUCUUUCUCCUUCUCGACGUCGUCAGGGAUGUCUGCGUUCGGAGCAGCUGCUCCUGCAGUUUCCAUCUCCGUAGGUGCUCAAGGAAACAGCCAGACUGCAGAUGAAAAUGAGGAAGAGUCGGACGAGCCUCCCGUUCCAGUAGUUAAAGAUAUCAAGGAGAAAGAUGCCUUCUACUCCAAAAAGUGCAAGUUGUUUUAUAAGAAGGAUGGCGAGUUUAAAGAGAAGGGCGUAGGGACGCUGCAUUUAAAGAUGGUUUCCGAGAGCAAACUUCAGCUGUUGGUGCGCGCAGACACAAACUUGGGAAACAUCUUGCUGAACAUCAUGGUGUCGUCCUCUAUGCCCUGCUCACGAACUGGCAAAAACAACGUGAUGGUGGUGUGCGUGCCAAACCCUCCCUUGGAUAAGAACCCCAGCACGCCCGUUCCGGUGCUCAUACGGGUGAAAACGGCAGAGGAUGCCGACGAGCUCCAUCAGAUCCUCCAGGAGAAGAAAGCUUGACCCGUCUCCACCCUCUCCCCGUGCUCAUGUUCAUACGUGUUUAUGACUGAACGUGGCUUGCACAUCCCCGGUGACAUCAUAUACGCAUAACCGAGUUCAGUCGAACUGUUCUUUUACGUCUUGUCGAAUCAUCUGUGUGACUGAAAGCAAUCCCGCUCACAUACUGUGAAAUCACUUGUGGUUCUACUGUAAACGCUGUCCGUCGCAUCAGUUUUGAGAAGAGUGAAUAAUAGUGACGAAGGCCACGUUUGUUAUUGCAAAGACAUGAGUGUGGACCAACAUUCCUCCGAGUUUUAAUUGAGCUGCUAUUUAAGAAUACUUUGAGGUUUAGACGGAGCAGACUGUUUUAUGUGGGAGGUUUUGUUUUUAAUUCAACCACAGUUUGGGGAAUAUGUUGGAUUUUGUAAGUAUGGAGUUGUGUGCAGUUUUCGGGGACGCACAUGUUGAUAAAGAGCAGGAUUCUAGAGGUCAGUAUUAAACAUCCUGAAAUAAUUAUUUGUGUCUUGGGAUUUUUUUCAACUCGAUCUCUUUGGCUCCAGGUCAAACAUUAUUUACCCACAAUGCAGCUUGCAAGCAGAUAUCGAUCUGAUCUGCUCGGUUAUUUUGUAUAGAUCAUUUUCUCCCCAUGUUUAUUCUGGAUGAGGAAGAUUGUGAUGUACGAGACAUAAACGAAUGAAUGGAGCUCUCCUCUGUAUAAAUGAACGUAUUUUUGUUUCUUUUAAGUGACCUUUUUACUGCCUUAUAUAUAAGGUGUAUGUGUGUAAGUGUCAAACAGGACUAGAUCUACCUUAGAUUAAUUGACCGCUAAAUAAAUCAAAUGAAAGUGAUGAAUCUUGUGUUUUAUAUUUGAUUGGAUAUAAUUGACAGAUGUUUGGUUUGGUGGUGUUUUUCCGUUAGAAUUAGGUACAAAAUAUAAAAAAUUGUUACAAUUUGUUGUUUCUUUAAAAAAGAAAAAUGUAUAUUUUAGUGCAUCUGAUGGCAUCACAGAUUCUUAGUAUUAGAAUCAACUGCUUGUUUUCUUCUAACUGUUGAUCUGCAGAAAUCUUUGUUUUUUUUUAAUUGGGGAUUUGAUGAAUAGUUUUUUUACAUUCUUGACUGAUAUCAGUUUAAUGGCCAUAUGUAGCAUCAAAUUAUAUUUCUGUGUAUAUCAAUUGCACUUGUUUUAAUGCUGCGAAAUGAUCGUAUUAUUGAAUCAAGUGCUGCCCUCUUGUGGUUGUCACCUUAUUAAACUCAAAGAUAUUACAUCUGCA
Messenger RNA from Triplophysa dalaica, 2729 nucleotides. RefSeq names its product nucleoporin 50 (gene nup50). NCBI's taxonomy places the organism in Eukaryota, Metazoa, Chordata, Actinopteri, Cypriniformes, Nemacheilidae. The transcript is spliced from 8 exons. The record is from RefSeq and is a predicted model, not a curated record. Bases 172 to 1479 code for a protein of 435 amino acids. Gene Ontology annotation, biological process: protein import into nucleus. Gene Ontology annotation, cellular component: nuclear pore.